Limulus polyphemus (Atlantic horseshoe crab) is the source of this 1676-nucleotide messenger RNA. RefSeq lists its product as uncharacterized. The record is from RefSeq and is a predicted model, not a curated record. The coding region runs from base 166 to 585 and encodes 139 amino acids. NCBI's taxonomy places the organism in Eukaryota, Metazoa, Arthropoda, Merostomata, Xiphosura, Limulidae. The transcript is spliced from 4 exons.
CUAUCAUUCGGAACAUCUUCAGUUGACGAAAGAGAGAGAAUAAUAUCAAGGCUGUCUGUCCCGAGUUGUAAAGAAGAACGUCAGAAUACUGACUGGAGCUUCUUACGAAGCCAAUAAACAUUACAGCCCUGAGAACCUACACUAGUCUCGUAAGCAAGAAUAACAAUGAAUAAUAUUUCCAUGAAAACAAUGAUAUUCCUGGUUGCUCUUCUCCUGCUGAAAGUCUCUUUAGCACAUCCCCAGGCAAGGAUAAAACGUAGCGGAAUUUCGGACACCAGGUUAGCCGAGCUGGAAACUCAAGUGUCUUUAAAUAGACCGAGAUCAGGAUCUGUGGCUUAUGGCAUUUUUGACCCAUCUAAAAUUGGAAAAAGAACCUUCCAUCAAUUUCGACAGUUCCCAGAACCAACAGACAUAGUUUAUGAUGAUCCUGAUUAUAUCUGGAAUACUCCGAAAGACAACUAUCAACAAGAGGCGAUUAUAUUCAAAAAUCCUUUUUUGGCAGAUGGCGCUGAAUGGCUAAGUGAAAUUCUGAGUUUAGCAAAAAUCAAAACACGCCCUAAUAGUAAAAAAGAGGAUAUUGCUUAAAAUAAUCGAGAACGACGUUUAUACGAUGUGGGAAAUUGGCAAGAGACUAAUUCCACAGGUUAAAUCGCUCUCGCAUUUGGCCUUUAAAUUUUAUGUUAAACCUAAAUUGAAUAUAACCUAGUUAUUUCAUGGUUUCAGUUACAUUUGUGAUGUUUCUUGUAUCUAUAUAAUUACAGAAAUGAUCCUGAAUGAUAAACUCCAAAACAUUACGAAGUACCUCACUGUAAUAAAAAAUUUAUAGCUUGAUUAAUGUUAUCAAAAACACAAGAUAAUUUCAAACGAACCGGGAAUUUGUGUCAAAAUGUUGUAUAUUGCUUAUUUAUAUAUAUCAUUAUGUUGUUUAUUUCCACACUGUAGUGCUACGACCUAUAAAUAAAUCACGCAGAAAUAUUAGAUAAUUCUCAAAAUAUUAUUAAACAAUAUAUUUAACCACAAGGCAACCAUCUUGUCAUUUUUGUAGUUUAAAUAGUUAUGCGCUAUUAAAAUGUUUACAACAGUUACUCGCCUGUUAUAAUAGUGUAUUGGUUAUGAUUUAUCACAUUUUUCAGUAAUAUUUUCGAAAUAAGCUGUUGGCUGCUUAAAAUCGUGUAUUUAGCUCAGGAAAUCUUAACGAAUUAAAAUACAAAUUAAAAGAGUUUCAAACUGAACGAAAACGUAAAGUUUCUUGAAUGUCCUAAAACCUUUGCACUAAUAUUCCAAUAUUUGUAAAAGCAAGUAUGGGAUGACGUUAGUAGACUCUUAAAACGUGAAAUUAUGAUUGUUGUCCAAUAUAAAGCUUGGAUGUGAAGAGGACCAAGUUAGUUACUUUAAGAAAUCAUUUAACAAACUGGCCGGAACAUUAUAAAACUAGGCUGUGUAAGUGUGGGGUGUGUUUGAUGCAAAAUAUGAUUUUUAUGAUCAGAAGGUGACAAUUUUCUACCCUAUAAAAAUGAUUUUUUAUUAGUAUAAAUAUAAUUCACAGUAAAUUGAUACCAUCAGGAAUUUUCCGCUAAAGUUUAGAACAAUCUAAAUACACACUAGAUGAUUUUCCAUAAUACUUAUUUAUUUGGACUAGUUUAAAUAUGUUAAAGUUAUACUCGCUGAUAAAAAAA